Messenger RNA from Dothidotthia symphoricarpi CBS 119687, 1214 nucleotides. RefSeq lists its product as uncharacterized. The transcript has 2 exons. The coding region runs from base 158 to 1045 and encodes 295 amino acids. Lineage: Eukaryota; Fungi; Ascomycota; Dothideomycetes; Pleosporales; Dothidotthiaceae. The record is from RefSeq and is a predicted model, not a curated record.
CAUUUCACGGUCCGUUGCCCCGUAUCAUCGGGUGAACUCGCUUAAUCGUCGUCGCCUUCACCGUGAGCUUCGUUAGCUUUUCAUGAUGACCGAUUGACACGACACAAUCACGUCAACCGCAACUCCUGGUGUCUACCACAGAGCCGAGAUAAACACCAUGGAACACCAGAUCGAGCGGAAGAUAUUGGAGGAGAAUAUGGAAGAAGGCGAUCGCGUUACGGGGUGGCUUGAGGAGUUGGAGAUUGGCGAUCUCAGCGACGAAGCCAAAGAGUCCACUCAUGCAGUUGAGGAGCAAGAGCAACCAAGGACGCCACCGCGCCGGCUCAAAAUCACUCCGGAUAUAUAUGAGAGUGUUUCACCAACAAACACCUCUUUCUAUAACAGCAGCGUAUUCGAUUCUCGCAAAGACCUUCGAUCCCCACGUUUCUGUAUCCGAGACGACGCUUCAGACGCGACGAGCGUUGACGACGACGACAACGACUGGACAAAUAGCAAGACUAACCAAAAGCGCUUCGUCACGCCCAAAACAGUUUACAACACGCCCAGCAUCGACUCUUACAAGCCGCCUUCUGACAUCGAUGAAGCGCUUCAAGACGAACUCCCUAACACCAACCCCCCCAUUCACUUGCCCCCAAGCCCUGGCGAAUCACGACUCGUGUGCAUAACCUCCUGCCUGCAAUGCACGCUCGCCGAUCUACCUUGCUCCCUCACUGUACCCAGCUGCUCGCGGUGCGAGAGGAAUGGGAUGGGGGAUGUGUGUCUUCUGCAUCGACGGCGGUUCAUCGAGGAGGAUACCCAGGAUGCCGCAUUAGCGUGGAGUGUGCCUGUUCUGCUCAAACUGGUGGGCGAGGAUGAGGGGAGAUGGCGGAAGAAAGUCGACCUGGCUUAUCAGUUACACGCCCAGUGGCAGGAUGAGCAGGAUAGGAGGAAUUGGGUGCUUCCGCGGUGGGGUGAGCGGAAGAUGGAGGAAUCGUACAUCGUGAAAGUGCAUCCUGGGGAGGGGAAAGGGCGGUUGACGUAUCGCGAGUUGAAGAUUGAGAUGUGAUUGUGUGAGCGGGUAUGUGGAGUUGACGUAUACCGUGGGUAGUGCGAUGAUUCUUUGCUUGGUUUUGUUUCGAUGUAUUCGACACUAGGGCAUUGUCACGAUACAUAUUUCGUUUGGGAAGUACGGCUUGGAUAUACCUUACGCCUCUUCGUUGCCGUCUUACUCCCUU